Cuscuta campestris is the source of this 1917-nucleotide messenger RNA. The record is from the annotation of a GenBank genome assembly. Lineage: Eukaryota; Viridiplantae; Streptophyta; Magnoliopsida; Solanales; Convolvulaceae.
CAACUCUCCAAAAUCCAUGGUAGGGGGCUGGGUUUCCAAACCCUAGCCCAGUCACCAACGAACUCUCCUCCCCUACCAUCUGCUUUCUGAUUUGGAUUGCUCGAUCUAGAGAGCAUUUCUGGAUUUAGAAGAAGAGACGAAGGAAUUUGCACUAGAGAGAGGGUGGAUGUCACUCAUCAUCUCAAUUUCAGUAUCAAUUUCUUUAAUUUUCUGACCUUGCACACAUAUGGGACUUUGAUCGAACUUCACUGUGGCAAUGAUGGUGGCUGGCCGAACUAGGGUUAUAGUGGCGAUUGGGGUGGUUGAGCUAGCAACACUACCUCGGGUAUUGAGCUGAGAGCAAGGCCGCAAACCAACAGGUAAACUAUUGGAAAAGAGGAGGAAGGCUUUACCAUCUUCCCCAAGUCAUCGCCAUCUUCACUUGGUUUCGCCGACAAAGUUGGUUUCACUUUCGCCGGUUUCUUGGAAGAUUUGGAGGGUUGGUGGUCUGCACAAGGAAUGGGGCCUAUAUACUAUAUCCUUGUUGCAUUUCCAUGUACAGUUGGUGCCAUUGCGCUGGCCAUUCUUCAUAUAUAUCGACACCUCUUGAAUUACACUGAGCCUAUAUACCAGAGAUAUAUUGUGCGCAUCAUAUUUAUGGUUCCUGUUUAUGCACUGAUGUCUUUUCUGUCACUUGUUCUGGACAAGAAUGCAAUAUUUUUUAAUUCCAUACGUGAAAUAUAUGAAGCUUGGGUCAUAUACAACUUCCUAUCUCUUUGCUUGGCAUGGGUGGGUGGUCCAGGAGCUGUUGUGCUAAAUUUGGUUGGUCGAUUUCUAAAGCCUAAUUGUUGUCUGAUGACAUGCUGUUUUCCUCAAAUUCCAUUGGACGGGCGCUUCAUACGAAGGUGCAAGCAGGGUUGUUUGCAGUUUGUAAUCCUCAAGCCUGUCUUAGUUGGAGUGACAUUUGUACUUUAUGCAAAGGGAAAAUAUGAGGAUGGGAAUUUCAACCCGAAGCAAUCUUACCUGUAUCUCACCAUUAUCUACACCAUCUCAUACUCAGUGGCUCUUUAUGCCUUGCUGUUAUUUUAUGUAGCAUGCAGAGAUUUGCUUCAGCCAUUUAAUCCUGUUCCAAAGUUCAUCAUGAUCAAGUCUGUUGUUUUUCUGACAUACUGGCAGGGAGUUCUUGUUUUCCUUGCUGCCAAGUCUGGAUUUAUUAAGGAUACAGAAGCUGCUGCAAAGUUUCAAGAUUUCAUAAUUUGUGUCGAGAUGCUUAUUGCAGCUGUUGGCCACCUUUAUGCCUUUCCUUACAAGGAAUAUGCCGGUGCUAAUAUCGGUGUUUCUGGUGGCUUUAGUGCAAGCCUUGCACAUUCUCUUAAACUAAACGAUUUUUACCACGACACUGUGCAUCAGUUUGCACCCACUUAUCACGACUAUGUGCUAUAUAACAAUAGUGAGGGAGAAGAAGGAUCAAUGAAGUACAGGGCGCGCACAUUCGUCCCAACUGGUACAGAGAUGGACUCUGUUAGAAAAAACCAGAGUUUGUUCGGAAAUAGGUUGGAAGAUGUUCAGUUACCAGUUUUCUCCUCAUCUUCGGGCAGCAGCAGUCCCGAUAAUCUGGACACCGAUAUGGUCCCUAGAUCUAAAGCUGAGGCAACAAUAAACUCUUCCGUAGAAGAAGUAAACACAUUGAAUGCACAAUCUCUUCCAUACGAUCUCUCGGUCAUUGAUAUUGAAAUGUCUGAUUACCCAACACAGGUACCCCCAGUGAAUGAAACUGGUGUAAGGUGGGGAUGAGUAUGAACCUUGUGAAUAUUAAUUACCUCACAUUGGUCUGUAUACUAGUUUUCUUUAAUGCUCUUGUUACUGCUGUCAUUCAAUUGGCUUACUAAGUUUGAACGUUUAGCCUAAUUUCUCCUUUCUCUGUUUACUGUUAAUAUU